Molecule: messenger RNA, 1108 nt
Organism: Cavia porcellus (domestic guinea pig)
Lineage: Eukaryota; Metazoa; Chordata; Mammalia; Rodentia; Caviidae
Gene: Rasl11a
Product: RAS like family 11 member A
Exons: 4
Coding region: 127-855 (242 amino acids)
Molecular function (GO): GTPase activity; GTP binding
Source: RefSeq, a predicted model, not a curated record
GCGGGCCGGGCAGCCGGGCGAGUCUCGAGCACCGGGCUCCAAGCGGCGCUGAGCGGCUCCAGACUCCGGUUGCGGGCGCGGCCCCGACCGGCCUUGCGCCCUGCGCCCCCGCCGAGGUCGAGCUCCAUGCGGCUGCCCACCAUGUCCGGGCACUUUCUGCUCACACCCAUCCCGGAGUCCUCCUCCGACUGCCUCCCGCCAAAGGACAUCAAGCUAGCGGUGCUGGGCGCCGGACGCGUGGGCAAGAGCGCAAUGAUAGUGCGCUUCCUGACCAAGCGAUUCAUCGGCGACUAUGAGCCGAAUACAGGCAAGUUGUAUUCCCGGCUCGUCUUCGUCGAGGGGGACCAGCUGUCCCUGCAGAUCCAGGACACACCUGGCAGCGUGCAGGCCCAGGACAGCCCCAGCCAGGCAACGGAUUCCCUGUCCAAGUGUAUGCAGUGGGCAGAUGGCUUUCUGCUGGUCUAUUCCAUCACGGACUACAACAGCUACCAGUCCAUCCGGCCCCUCUAUCAGCACAUCCGGAAGGUCCACCCUGACUCCAAAGCCCCUGUCAUCAUCGUGGCAAACAAGGGGGACCUUCUGCAUGCCCGGCAGGUACAGACGCACGAUGGUAUUCAGCUGGCCAAUGAGCUGGGCAGCCUGUUCCUUGAGAUAUCCACGAGUGAAAACUACGAAGACGUCUGUGAUGUGUUUCAGCAUCUCUGCAAGGAAGUCAGCAAGGUGCACAGCCUCAGCGGGGAGCGGAGAAGGACCUCCAUCAUCCCCCGGCCCCGCUCUCCCAACAUGCAGGACCUGAAGCGCCGCUUCAAGCAGGCUCUGUCCUCCAAAGUCAAAGCCCCCUCCACCCUGGGCUGAGCUGUCUGGGGCAAACUGUGUCCUUUUUAUUAUGCCAUGGUGCAGCUAAAAGACUGGGUCUCUCCCUUUUUAAUCACAUGUUCAGAGUUUAUUUUUAUAAAGACUUUCCUGGUUUUCAAGUGUAUGUGUGUUUCUGAAGAUUCACAGUGAUUGUCUGCAAGUUGGGUAGAAUUUUUUUUAAUAAAAUAACUUUUUUUUUUUUUAAACUGUAACUACUGGCCGGUUUUCCAUUAAAGGCAAAAUGGCAACAUUG